Zingiber officinale is the source of this 456-nucleotide messenger RNA. Its product is annotated as desiccation protectant protein Lea14 homolog. The transcript has 2 exons. Lineage: Eukaryota; Viridiplantae; Streptophyta; Magnoliopsida; Zingiberales; Zingiberaceae. Gene Ontology annotation, cellular component: cytosol. Gene Ontology annotation, biological process: response to desiccation. The record is from RefSeq and is a predicted model, not a curated record. Bases 1 to 456 code for a protein of 151 amino acids.
AUGUCGAACCUUGUGGACCAGGCGAAGGAGUUCAUGGCGGACAAGGUCCCCGACAUCCCCAAGCCGGACGCCUCCCUCGCCGGCGUCUCCGUCCGGAGCCUGAGCCGCGACGGCGUCCUCUUCCACAGCCAGGUCUCCGUCUCCAACCCCUACCCCUUCACCAUCCCCAUCUGCGAGAUCGCCUACACCCUCAAGAGCGCCGGCAGGGAGGUCGCUUCAGGGAGGAUGCGCGAUCCGGAGUCGCCGGCGGCGAGCGCGGAGACGAUGCUGGAACUGCCGGUCACCGUGCCGUACGACAUAUUGAUAAGCCUGAUGAGGGACCUGGGGAGGGACGGGGACAUCGACUACGAGCUGGACGUGGGAGUCACCGUCGACCUCCCCGUCGUCGGCAACUUCACCAUCCCCGUCUCCACCGCCGGCGAGAUCAAGCUGCCCACCCUUUCCGACAUGUUCUGA